AGUCUAGUGAUUAUGAACAGAAGACUUGCAGUAUUUUGUUUUGAACUGUCAGAAAUAAAACUAGUGCUAUUCCUGGUGUACGAUUCAUUUCACUUGCCUUAUCGAAUCAGAGCACUCUGCUGACUCGGCUUUAUCCGAUCUUGCUAAAAAAAUUGAGAGAAAAGGAAAAAAAGUUAUUAUCGGUAGUGACCUCACGAUGAAGUAUGUGUGCGUUAUAUCUUUUAUUUUGUUUGUCGCUCUCUGCAACGGCGUAAAGUUUCCUUUCCAACAGAGGAAUCGAGGUAAGAACUGUCUCAUCCAAAUGUAACUUAUCAAUGAGGUAAAAUUAUGGCCGAUGCUAUCAAAGAAACACUGUUUUCAUUUUCUUCAUUGUCUAAAACUUAAGGUCUAACUGUACUGCCCGUGAAAAACAUGUACAACUCGGAAGUUUUUUUUCUUUUAUGUCAACUGAUGGCCGUUUGCAUAAUAAUUGUAUAUUUGUGCCAGCGCCUUUUUCCCGCCGAAUAAAAAGUCCUCAUCAUCUCUUUCUUAUCUCCGGCGCUAGUUACGCACUAGUCCCUCAACAUGGGAUUGGUUGCGAAAACGUGAAAAGUAAGGUGAAAAUCACAGUGAUUUAGAAUCUUAUCACUGAAAUUAUUUCAAUCAAGGAUUAGUGGUUCCUGAAGGGCAAUAUAUUCUCAAUUCGGUCGUCAGGGUACGGCUCAAUUGGGUAGGUCAACUUAUAAAGGCAUGAAUCUUUUUAAAAAAUGAAACGUAUCAUUCACAAAGGUGGCGCUGAUGUCAAAGGAUACGAUGAAGAAGUGAAUGCUAUGAUGGAAUUGACUAUGCCAAAGCCUAUAGCAGAUGAACGAGAAGGUUAGAAAUUAAAACCUGAGUAGGCUCGAGUUAAACCUUUUUACUCGCAUUGAAGAAUUAGUUUAUCACAAAUAUUUUUGUUAUCGUGAUUGGAUUUUUUUUUUUCAGUAAUCAUAAAAUUCAGAGUCGAGGAGACCAAAUUUUUAUAAUUUUUACAACUAACUUUCUUGGUUCCGAAUCCAAACAGGGUAAAAAAGUGACGGAAAACAAGUGACUGUGUAUCAUUGCUUGUAUAACUAUGUCAAGAAUCUCACACCAAUAAUCAGUGUUACUUUAUACCACACAAGUGAAUGGUACUUUUUGUGCGUACUGAUUGGCUAGUUCGGAAGUGAAUAGUUAAUGCAAUUCGCCUCUAAGAAGCCGAAAAGAAAAAACUGCCCGUCAAAAGUUUAAUUUCCUACAAUUUUUCGGUAUAUUGAACGAAUCAAACUAGUGUUUUGGUAUUGCUUGAUGUACCACCGAGGAGACUCAUCUCUUGUCCCACGUCGGAGACUGGUAAUUUAAACACAUUUGAAUAAUAAAGUUAAUGUUUUUAUAUGCAUUUUAUUCAGAGUCACCUGAAGGUGAAAUCGUAGUUGAGGAGACCAUAGCCCCUGUUACUGCUAACCUUCUUGGCUCCGAAUCCAACCCAGGUAAAAUGUCGAAAACGAACACUUGUAUAUUCAAGUCCGUAUAACUAAACCAAGCUUUGCCAAUUAACCAGGAAUCAGUAAUCUACCAGAGAAAAUAUAAUCCCAAAGAAUCCAAAAUAUGGUUCAUACCGUGUAAGUCGUGUAAGAUCUCCUAUUGCUAAAGAUUUUGGGGGAAGGGUCGCUUCCAUAGAAUUUCAAAAGCAAUGUCCAUUUUCAUUACAUGACGUGGCUACCCGUUUUUCUUUGUUAUUUAGAGAUCUCAGCGUAAGCCGUUAGCCGUAAAAGCAAUCACCCCAUUAAGGUCCUCUCAUACCAGCAUUCAUUUACACGAUAACUGUUAAGAAAUCGCUCAUGUAAUGAUACGUUGCAGAUGAAAAUCGCACAGGCCUGAAUUAAGUAGUGUUCACAACUGCGAAGAUCGCUUUCGCAUUCAAUUGCAGAUAAAAAUGUUUUGGAUAUUUGUUUUUAAUUAGCUUGCGACUACUGUCGUGGUAUGUUUGGAGGCUGUUACUGUGAAGAUGUGGAAUGGUGCCGAGGAAUACCAUGUGAAGUUAAGCAGGAGUGUGAUGAAAAAUGUAAGUUAUAUCAAAAUCAAAGCCUCAGUUAGCGGCCACCUUCCAUCUAACAAAGUCGUGAAGUUACCUUACAUUUUGUUUUGAAGCGAGAUUUGACGAAUAAGAGAAUGAGUGUUAAGCAAAGUCCUUUUUCAAAGGGAAUUUUUCCUUGUGUUAUGUAGAUUCGGGGUAUCUGGUGUGAGACAGUAAAUAUAUGUGUGCGCGCAGAUACGGAAUUUCUCUUCGAGUGUUAGACUCGAGAUAUCUAUUUGAACAAGAGAAGAGCAGUUCCAUAUCUACAUGUAACCGUUUAUUAUUUUGUUUAUUAUAUAAAAGCCGUGGGCCUUUGCCGAUAAGAAAGAUCGACUCUAUCAAUGUUGAACGCAAUAUAUCACAUUCAUUCAUCAACCUGACAGAGAAGUGCAAAAAGCCAGUGACGCGUCAGCCGAUGGUUAUGGCGUUUCUGUUUAUUACUUUAUUACUGUUUUUGCGUUUCAGGUCCCAUAGAGUGAAAAUUUCAAGGCUCAAGGUUGUUUUUUUCUUUCAAAGUAGACAGAUGCAAGUGAAACCAUGACACAAUUUCGUAGUCACCUAAUUUAUUUAACGUACAUUUGGUGUAACGAUAGGAUUUUUAGUGAUUUUUAGUUAUCGAGUUCUUUCAUGCUUACGCUCAAAAAAAUACAAUAUUCCACGUAGAAAACUUAGUUCAGCAAAGCGUAAACGCUACCAGUUCUCCUUCAGUCACCCGUAAACAGUUGUUGUUAGUGUUAAACUGUAACAGCCACCUGUCAUGUCUUUUUGUGUAACUGUUAUCCACCGGAACUCUUUGAAGUAAUUAAUGUUGUAAAAGGCGAAAUUCCUACUUAGCCAAUAGUGUAGUAGAUUACAUGAUCCUUUAGAUUAUUCAUGGCAUUACGUUAUCCAUGUACGUUAAGCUUAAAUAGGACUGUUCUGUAAAGCUUAGCGGUAGGAAGAGAGAAGGGAGUAGAGCAGGGUUGAACCAGCCCUGGCCAGGUCCGUUCUGGUCAAAAUUGUAGUAGAGCUUGCAGAAUAAAUCUACGUUGGAGCCAACCCUCUUGUCGUUAGUCAUUCUCUCAAGGAUAGUCAGCAACCGUAAUAGAUUCCGGUUACCUUCCCGCAGCCAGCGAGUGCCCCCAAGGAAAGCCUUUACCCAGAAAGAGUUUUUAAGAGUUGUCCCCGUCCGUCCGUUCAUUUGUGAAGGCAAAACCUGUUUUCACAUUGGAGAAGUACAAGUUUUGCUGAAUUCGAGGGUUUCGCAAAGGGCAUCAUGCUGCUCUUUCCGAGAGUUGGUGACAAUUAUUUAUGAUUACAACACUAUAUACGCGUGGCACACGCAUUGCUGACGCUUCUUCUGAAC
Messenger RNA from Pocillopora meandrina, 3419 nucleotides. The record is from the annotation of a GenBank genome assembly. Lineage: Eukaryota; Metazoa; Cnidaria; Anthozoa; Scleractinia; Pocilloporidae.